AUGGGUGGAAAGAAGAGGAGCAGGGCGGCAAGGAAUAGGCGUCAAAACGUGGCGUUCGCUGCCCAGAAUAACAUCAAGACACCAGAACCAAAGGAAGAGAAGACUGAAAAUGACGCCUCACCAGAUGCAGUGGUGAAAUCUUCUGAAGGCAAGCUGAGAAUGGACUCUGUCACUUUGCCGGUCCAGUCGGAGCAUGAUGACGGCUCUCCUACGACAAGCGAGAAUUCCGAACCAGAAGAGACCGCGAACACCGAGGAAGAGAGCAAGAGAGAGCAAGACCUCAGGAAAAAGCAACACAGAGUAUCGAGAUUUGGGGAAACCUUUGAUGACUCCAUUGCUCACGAGGAAGAACAAUCGCCAACGUCUGAGGAUGCGGUCCAAGUCGCAACAGCUCAAGUUGAGCCAGAAUGUGACAACAUAGAUGAAUCCAUGAUCCACCCUGCCCUUCGAAAACCGUCAAAAGACGCAAUCCAAACAACGUUGUGGCUUGGAAUGCCUUCAGAACCGGCAUUCUUCAAGCAUACGAGCAAACCCCAACCUUCAAAUCUCUCCGUUCCAAAUCUUGCAGUCAUAAAUUCUAAUUCUGCGCCGUCAAAAGCUUCCUCAACCUCGGCAUCACCACCUCUCAAGGACCCUUGUGAUCAUCUCCAACCUCGCAGAGCCAGGUCUCUCGAAAUACAUUCCCAAUUACAACCCAGUUCAGGUCUCGUGCCAAAAAAACUUGAGCAGCACGCGCUUCACACAUCUGCUGGCCAGAAAACUGUUUCUGAAGCAAAUGUAAAGAAACCAUCUUUCACCCAGACUACGGAUGGUUGCCACGCCACCGAAACUCAGGAGGCACAAUCAGUCACUCGUGCCAGUGACAGCACUAGGUAUCUGCCGCGUCUCUCAUUCCAACAGGGCCUGGAAGAAAUGAGUCGAACACCACCGAAUUUCAAUCUUCAUGAUGAACUCGCUUUCCUGUCAAAAGCCGAAGGACAUCAAACCGAGAAACAGAUGCUAGGUUUAAAUGUGAAUGAAGCACAGCAAGUGAGGAAGCAAAUGGAAACAGAAGGAGUGCAGCAAAUGAACCAUGGUAGCGUUCUUCAGCAGAGAGACAAGAAGGAACAGCAUCGAGACGAGAGGCAGUCACAAAAGUCUGGAGUCUUAGCUAGGUUGCGAAGCUGGAUGGGAACAUGCAUCCACUUUGGUGGUGGUGACUGCUAA
This is a messenger RNA of Verruconis gallopava, 1206 nucleotides long. RefSeq lists its product as uncharacterized. The transcript has a single exon. NCBI's taxonomy places the organism in Eukaryota, Fungi, Ascomycota, Dothideomycetes, Venturiales, Sympoventuriaceae. The record is from RefSeq and is a predicted model, not a curated record. The coding region runs from base 1 to 1206 and encodes 401 amino acids.